Rotaria sp. Silwood2 is the source of this 309-nucleotide messenger RNA. NCBI's taxonomy places the organism in Eukaryota, Metazoa, Rotifera, Eurotatoria, Philodinida, Philodinidae. The record is from the annotation of a GenBank genome assembly.
AUGCUUAUUAUUUUUAUGGUUGGCUCUACUAUGCAAAUGGAGCAACCAGAUUUUGAGAAUUUGAGCCAACUAAAAACAGAUGUGGCAUUACUAAAAGCAGAACUUGUUCAAGUGAAAGCCAAGGCUGUAAUUGGUUGUCGCGUUUGCUUUCAAGAAACCGAAGGUUCAAGUCAAUGUCAAGGAACUCGAAAUAGUUGUUCCAGUUGGAGUAUGUAUGCCGAUUGGACACAACCAUUUCGUGAUGAUACUGAUGGGCGAGAUGGUGGCUGUCACUACCAAUGGAAAGUGGAAUGUCUCAGCGGAAUUUAA